Molecule: messenger RNA, 2194 nt
Organism: Melanotaenia boesemani (Boeseman's rainbowfish)
Lineage: Eukaryota; Metazoa; Chordata; Actinopteri; Atheriniformes; Melanotaeniidae
Gene: ctps1a
Product: CTP synthase 1a
Exons: 18
Coding region: 174-1967 (597 amino acids)
Biological process (GO): CTP biosynthetic process; pyrimidine nucleobase biosynthetic process
Cellular component (GO): cytoophidium; cytoplasm
Molecular function (GO): identical protein binding; CTP synthase activity
Source: RefSeq, a predicted model, not a curated record
CGCGCUGCACACACGUGUGUGGCCUGUUUGAGGGUCGGUGGGACUGUAGGGGAGCUCUGUAAUAAAAAAGGCGCGGGUUUGAGUCGUAAGUUUCUCUCCGACUAACGACUUUGUGGCUGUUUUACUUGUAAUUUGUUUAACGAAGACGCACUGGCUCUGGAGUAUUUUGAUCAAUGAGCAGAAUGAUGAAAUACAUCCUGGUAACCGGUGGCGUCAUCUCGGGCAUAGGCAAAGGCAUCAUCGCCAGCAGCGUGGGUACAAUCCUCAAGUCAUGUGGUCUGCACGUAACAGCCAUCAAGAUCGACCCCUACAUCAAUAUAGAUGCAGGCACAUUUUCGCCCUAUGAGCACGGUGAAGUGUUUGUGCUUGACGAUGGUGGUGAAGUGGACUUGGAUCUGGGGAACUAUGAACGCUUCCUUGACAUCCGGCUGACCAGAGAUAACAACUUGACCACAGGGAAGAUCUAUCAGUCAGUCAUCAAUAAGGAGCGGAGGGGGGACUACCUGGGGAAGACUGUGCAGGUGGUGCCACACAUCACAGAUGCAAUCCAGGAGUGGGUUGUGAAACAGGCCAAAGUGCCAGUUGAUGAUGAUCAAGUAGAACCUCAAGUCUGUGUAAUAGAGCUGGGAGGAACUGUGGGCGACAUCGAGAGUAUGCCUUUCGUCGAGGCCUUCAGGCAGUUCCAGUUUAAAGUGAAGAGGGAGAACUUCUGCAACAUCCACGUCAGUCUCGUGCCGCAGCCCAGUGCGACAGGAGAGCAGAAGACCAAACCAACACAGAACAGCGUGAGGGAGCUGAGAGGCCUCGGCCUUUCUCCUGACCUGAUCAUGUGCCGCUGCACCACCGCUCUGGAGAAUUCUGUCAAAGAGAAGAUCUCCAUGUUCUGCCACGUAGAACCUAAACAGGUCAUCUGCGUGCACGAUGUCUCAUCCAUCUACAGAGUGCCCUUACUGCUGGAGGACCAGGGCGUGGUGAGCUACCUGAGCCAGAGGCUGAACAUGCCCAUCGAGACCAAACCCAGGAAGAUGCUGACCAAGUGGAAGGAGAUGUCAGACAGGUCAGACAGGCUGCUGGAGCAGUGCUCUAUAGCUCUGGUGGGGAAGUACACCAAGUUCUCCGACUCCUAUGCUUCUGUUAUAAAGGCUCUGGAGCACUCUGCUCUGGCCAUCAGCCACAAACUGGAGGUGAAGUAUAUAGAUUCAGCGCAUUUGGAGCCCAGUACUCUGCAGGAUGAGCCGGUGAAGUACCACGAGGCAUGGCAGAAGCUCUGCAGCGCUGAUGGAAUCCUGGUUCCUGGAGGGUUCGGUGUCAGAGGAACUGAAGGAAAGAUUCACGCCAUCAACUGGGCCAGGAAACAGAAAAAGCCCUUCUUAGGAGUGUGUCUGGGAAUGCAGCUGGCUGUUUGUGAGUUUGCCAGGAAUGUCCUCGGCUGGACAGAUGCCAACUCCACUGAGUUCCACCCAGAAUCAGAGCACCCUGUGGUGAUCGACAUGCCGGAGCACAACCCCGGCCAGAUGGGCGGCACCAUGAGGCUCGGGAAGAGGCGGACCAUUUUCAAAAGCACCAACAGCGUACUGCGUAAACUUUACGGAGAUGCCGAAUAUGUGGAAGAGAGGCACAGACAUCGCUUUGAGGUCAAUCCUGAGCUGAAAGAUCACUUUGAAGACAAAGGUUUCCGCUUCGUUGGGCAGGAUGUGGAAGGAGAGAGGAUGGAGGUCAUAGAACUGGAUGAUCACCCAUAUUUUGUGGGAGUGCAGUACCACCCCGAGUUCACCUCUCGCCCCAUCAAACCAUCACCUCCCUAUCUGGGUUUGCUUCUGGCUGCUGCAGGGAAGCUACAGAGCUACUUACAGAAGGGCUGCCGCCUGUCUCCACGGGACACAUACAGCGAUCGGAGCGGCAGCAGCACCCCCGACUCAGAAAUAGCAGAACUGAAACUGCCUGCAAUCACAACUGACUCUGCAUGAAGUUCCUCCUGCUCUUUAGUGUCAUGAACUAAAUACAGGCAGCUGGGGGUCACAUGUGGCCCCUCAUUUCUGGAAUAUCCACCUUGCCUUCCUUCAGUAAACUGCAUGGAGAACUCCAGAUCCAGUCCUACAGACAUCCCUCUAUGGUUGUGGCCUUAUUGUAAAUAUACUACUGUAGUCUUGUGCAGUUUUAUAGUUUGUCUGAAAUGAUCUUAUGCGACAUGGAG